GGAAUUUCCUCCUCGCCAGAUUUGGCGCAUGCGCACAUCGUAAAAAGAGUGCGGACUUCGCUGCUCUCCUAAUAUUAAAUUGUUUGAUGGCCACAAAUUGAUAAAUCAUGUCAAAAGCACCAUCUCAGGCCGGUUCUUCCGGUGCCGCGGCUAACCUGGGACCUUCAUCGUCCUCUUCCUGCUCCUCACCUUCGGCAGGCGGCACGACGUCCCCCGCUACACAGCACGCACAGCCCGAGAAACCCCAGCACUACACGUAUCUGAAGGAGUUCAGGACGGAGCAGUGUUCCCUGUUCGUGCAGCACAAGUGCACUCAGCACCGGCCCUUCACCUGCUUCCACUGGCACUUCCUGAACCAAAGACGACGGAGGCCGAUUCGCAGACGAGAUGGAACAUUUAAUUACAGCCCUGAUGUGUACUGUGUUAAAUACGAUGAGGGCAAUGGAUCAUGUCCCGACGGAGAUGAGUGUCCGUUUCUGCACCGGACAGCUGGAGACACAGAGAGGCGCUAUCACCUGCGUUACUAUAAGACAGGUUCCUGUAUCCACGAGACUGAUGGGAAGGGCCACUGCAGUAAGAACGGCCCUCACUGUGCCUUUGCUCACGGCUCCCAUGACCUUCGUAGUCCCGUCUAUGACAUCAGAGAGGCUCAGGUGUUAGAAGCCCAAGCUGCUACUGGAUUGGUUGAGGGCACAUCUGGAGAAGGGCAGUCAGGAGUCGUGGCCAGCACUGCACUCAUAGAAAAGAUCCUCAGUGAAGAUCCACGCUGGCAAGACAGUAGUUUCGUGCUCUCCCAUUACAAGACCGAGCUUUGCAAAAAACCUCCGCGGCUGUGUCGUCAGGGGUAUGCGUGUCCCUACUAUCACAACAGCAAAGACCGCAGACGGAGCCCUCACAAACACAAAUACAGAUCUCUGCCGUGUCCCUCAGUGAAGCACAGUGAUGAGUGGGGGGACCCGAGUAAAUGUGAGAGUGGAGAAAGCUGCCAGUACUGCCACACACGGACAGAACAGCAGUUCCACCCGGAGGUAUAUCACACUCAAUCUAACCCAGCUGGAGUCUGUUCAACAUCAGCAUUUCCUAUCUACAAAUCCACCAAAUGCAAUGACAUGCAGCAGAGUGGCAACUGUCCCAGAGGGCCGUUCUGUGCUUUUGCUCAUUUAGAAAAAGUGACUGUCAGUGAUGAGCAGCUGGCCGCACAAUGCAGUUCACCUCCGCUAGAAACUUCCUUCUCUGCUUCCUUAGAAGACUUCAGCCAGUGUGGGCUGAGUGCCAGCACAGAGGAAGGGCUGCUGGGAAGGGUUCUGUUUGAAAAGUCCUUCAGUCUUGACGCCAGUCCAGGAGGAGAGGGGGGGUAUGGGAAAGCCCCUGGGUUUGAGAGGGAGGACCAGGCCAAACAUAAAAGCGUUUUAAUGGAACAGCGCAGCAGAGACUUUUCAUCCAUGCACAGCAAACAGGAUUUAUUGGUGUUUCUGCCUGUCGGCAGUCCUCGCAGUAUGUCCUCCAGCAUACCCUCCAGUCUGGCAGCCACCCCCCCCAGCCCUGCACCCCCCGGCCCGUCUUCAGGCAUGAAUGCCAACGCUCUUCCCUUCUACCCUACAAGUGACACGGUGGAGUCCGUAGUGGAGUCUGCAUUGGAUGAUUUAGAUCUGAAUGACUUUGGAGUCUCGGCUCUUGAGAAGAGUCUGGAGAGUUCAGCUCGACCCAGCAUGGGUCUCAUGUUGGGAGGCAGUCAGUUACAGAGCUCAGCACCUGUCAACAUCCCGGGAUCCCUCAGUAGCCCCUCCCCUUUCAGAUCGCCCUCACCUUCUCCACCAAUCAGAGCCCACCACUCUCCAUUCCUCUCUGCACAGAUGCCACAACCCAGCCAAUCAGAGAGCAGUUUUUUGGGGACCUCCCAUGGUUCUUUAGGUUUAAAUGGCAUGAGCAGCAGUAUUUGGGAACAUUUUCCGACAGGCCAAAUUUCACCAGGUACCCCUCCUGCCCUACUUUCCACAGGAAGCAUGUACGAGGCGUCACGUCUCAAACAGGAAGUGGAAGAGGCACACAGGGUACUGAAACAUUGGGACCACAGCUGGAGACAGAUGGCUCAGUCAUUGGCGGUCUUAAAAGCAGACGCAGAGGAAUCUCAUCUCUUGGCGGGACAGCUGGGUAUGGAGGCGGAGCGAGCGCGGCAGGCUGAAGUGGAGGCGCAACAGCAAGCUGCUGUCCUGGAGGAGGCCCUAGAGAGCCUACGGCACGCAGAGAACCCACAUCUCCAGCUUCACCAGUUACAGUUACUGCACCGACUGCCACUGAGCUCCAUCUGCAGCCUGCAGGCACAGAUCUGCUCCUGCUUACGCACCGUAGAACAGGCUGUGUUCAGGAAGCAGAGGUUAUAUUGUGUAUCUUGCGAUGAGAUGGGAUCAGUGACGUUACAAUGCCAACAUGGCCUGCACUGCGAACGAUGCGCAGCCUCGACAGAAUGUCCACUGUGCACUGAACACCAGCAGAACAUGAACAUCCCACAGUCAUAAUCCUAAUCUGCUAUCAUCCUCACAGGAUCUCAUUCACAUUUCACUCAAAUUCUCAUUAAAUGUAUCCUAUAAAGCCCAAAGCCUUAUCUUAGCUAAAAGCUUGGAAUUAAUUGAUAAAUACGAUCUGGUUUGAUUCAUAUUAAUGCUAUAGCAUCCAGUCAGUCCUCCUAAACCUCAGUGGGACCAUUUUAUUAAAGAAAAAAAAAAUUACUAGAGACACUGACACGCAUUACCAGUUUGUGAUAUUUUGAUGUUUAUUGUGGGGACAAAACAUCACGGAUACAGUAUAAUAAUAUGGUUAUGUCUCCUUGUAAUCAUAAUUUUCCAUGUCUUUUAAAUGGGAACAGCAAACAUAAAGUAUUCAAAUCUGGUCGAUCACUAAUAAUAAUGCUAACAUGACAACACAUUAAGAGAUUUUUAGGAAAUAUUUAAGUGAAGGUCAUGAUACCAAAUUGCCAUAUUCCCUAUAUGAUUUGAUAUAUAGAAUCAUAGCACGUAUUUAGUAAGACAAUCCUGUUCUUUAAAAAAAAAAAAAAAAAAACGUUUAAAUCGAAAUGUAGAAUGUCCAUCCAGAACAUUCUGAAAUGUUUACAGUAGAAAUGCAGUUUGUGCAUCUUCAGUGCAGCUGAAAUGUUGUUGUUUUUGCCAGACAUGGGGAGAUUUCAUAAUGAGUAUAGUUUAUAGCUAUAUAGGACAUUUACAAUUACAUUUAUAGGAUUUUUAAAGGAGAAAUUCCAGGGAACUGCUACAGCAAGAUGGAAAAUAAAUAUGGUUUUGAAGCUUUUCAUUCUCAGGUUUUUUUUUUUUUUUUUUUUUAAAGAGUCAUGGUAAUCUGGAGUGCAAGAGCAAGGCGGCAAACACUCUUUAUGCAAAUUUUAUAAUGUGCAUAUUUUAUUUAAUGCAUUUAUUGAAUAAUUUGCCUGUUUAUUAAACCAACAGCACGUUCCCAACUGAAGCUUUCUUUCAUGUAGAGCUGUUUUAUACGAACACAUGUGGAGAAGCGGAUAAUUCAUGUGCACAGAUUACCAAACAUGAGAGCAGUCAUAAGCUACGGCUGUCAGGAGAGGGCUUGACUUCAGUGCGUUUCGAUUUAUUUGGAUGAUUUUAAUUGAAUUCAGUUUGAAGGCACAGUUAUAUGGGAUGCUCAACUGAUGACUUCCCUUGAAACAGCUUCACUGUGAAUUCCGCAAUCACCUGCUCAGUUUUGUUCAUAUACAGUGUUUCAGUCUGAUUUUUUUGUAAAAGACAAUAAACAAAUGUAUAUUUUUGGAUGAAAA
Carassius gibelio (silver crucian carp) is the source of this 3793-nucleotide messenger RNA. RefSeq names its product RING finger protein unkempt homolog. The transcript is spliced from 15 exons. Gene Ontology annotation, biological process: cell morphogenesis involved in neuron differentiation. Gene Ontology annotation, molecular function: mRNA CDS binding; metal ion binding. Bases 108 to 2516 code for a protein of 802 amino acids. Lineage: Eukaryota; Metazoa; Chordata; Actinopteri; Cypriniformes; Cyprinidae. The record is from RefSeq and is a predicted model, not a curated record.